AUGUGUCAGGAGGGCGAGGAUUAUGGGGCGCCCGCGCCCGAGAUGCCGCCGCCGCCGCGGGCUGGCCGUGAGCUGAAGUGUGUGAAGUGCAAGGAAGGCCUGCCGGUGGUGGUGAUACGAGCAGGAGAUGCCUUCUGCAGGGACUGUUUCAAGGCAUUCUAUGUCCACAAGUUCAGAGCUGUGCUCGGGAAGAACCGGCUGAUCUUUCCAGGAGAGAAGGUGCUCCUGGCGUGGUCUGGGGGGCCUUCGUCUAGCUCCAUGAUCUGGCAGGUUCUUGAGGGCCUGAGUCGAGAUUCUGCCAAAAGACUGCGUUUUGUGCCAGGAAUUGUCUACGUGGAUGAGGGAGCAGCCUGUGGACAGAGCCCGGAGGACAGAGCCAGAACCCUAGCUGAGAUGAAGCUGAUCCUGCAGACAGUUGGUUUUCCCUGGCACAUUGUUGCCUUAGAAGAGGUGUUCAGCCUGCCGCCAUCCGUGCUUCGCUACCUUGCCCAGGAGCCCUCAGGGACCAAGGGGGCCUACAAAGCAGCCGUGGACAGUUUCCUCCAGCAGCAGCAUGCGCCAGCUGAAGGGGAGGAGCAGCUGAGCCAGCCUGGCUCCCAGGACCCUCAGAGCCCAGCUGGGCUACCCACAGCUGCCCAGACUGAGGCUCAGCCACCCACAGCUGCCCAGACCGAGGCUUUAUCUAGACUCUUCGACUCUGUGAAGACACUGACAGCCAAGGAGGAGCUUCUUCAGACCCUGCGAACCCAUUUGAUUCUGCAUGUGGCCCGGACUCAUGGCUACUCCAAGGUGAUGACGGGGGACAGCUGUACCCGCCUGGCCAUCAAGCUCAUGACUAGCCUGGCGCUGGGGAGAGGGGCCUUCCUGGCCUGGGACACGGGCUUCUCUGAUGAGAGGCACGGUGACGUGGUGGUAGUGCGGCCCAUGCGCGAGCACACACUGAAGGAGGUCGCCUUCUACAACCGCCUGUUUGCCGUGCCCUCCGUCUUCACACCAGCUGUCGACACCAAGGCCCCUGAAAAGUCCAGCAUCCACCGGCUUAUGGAAGCCUUCAUGCUCAGGCUGCAGGCCCAGUUCCCCUCCACAGUCAGCACUGUGUACAGAACGAGUGAGAAGCUGGUCAAGGCCCCAAGGGAUGGCAGUGCUGGUGGCCCCCCAGGCCCCCGCUGCCUGCUCUGCAUGUGCGCACUGGACAUCGACACUGCUGAUAGUGCCACGGCUUUUGGGGCCCAGACUUCACAUCUCUCCCAUAUGCAGCCCCCCACCCCACCAGCUGAGGCACCCACAACACCCUGCUGCUCUGCAGGGGCGGGCAGGGCCCAAGGCUGUUGCCGGGGGGCUGAGCCCUGCAGGAGGGAGGACCCCCGAGCCCACGUCAUCGAGCAGCUAUGCUACGGGUGCCGUGUGAACAUGAAGGACUUGCCUUCCUUGGACCCCCUGCCACCCUACAUCCUGACUGAGGCCCAGUUCCGUAGCCAGAGGGCCUCGGUUUUGCAGGAGAUGCAGGAGUAUCUGAUUGACAGUGAUGAUGAGGCGCAGACUGGUGAGAGCUGA
Messenger RNA from Pipistrellus nathusii (Nathusius's pipistrelle), 1554 nucleotides. The record is from the annotation of a GenBank genome assembly. NCBI's taxonomy places the organism in Eukaryota, Metazoa, Chordata, Mammalia, Chiroptera, Vespertilionidae.